Molecule: messenger RNA, 1585 nt
Organism: Mytilus californianus (California mussel)
Lineage: Eukaryota; Metazoa; Mollusca; Bivalvia; Mytilida; Mytilidae
Product: pancreatic lipase-related protein 2-like
Exons: 9
Coding region: 15-1499 (494 amino acids)
Biological process (GO): lipid metabolic process
Molecular function (GO): protein binding; triacylglycerol lipase activity
Source: RefSeq, a predicted model, not a curated record
AGAAGGAUUCCAACAUGCACGUUCCGAUCUUCAUUUUUGUUUUUACAGUUUCAUACAGUUCAGGAUUCAUUUUGGACCAACUUCCACAAGUUGGAACUCAAAUCGAUCAUCAAAUCAACAGACACAUUUGUUAUGGCGACUUAGGUUGUUUCAGUACUGAAGCACCAUUUCGGAGUGCACAGCGACCGAUAGUACUUCUUCCUGACACCCCUGAUAAAAUACAGACAAAGUUUGAACUCCAUACAAGGAGUAAACCAUCAACAGCAGAUGAGCAAAUACUGGAUUAUAAGAAUGUAUCCUCUAUCAGGGCCUCCAGUUUUGAUGGAUCAAAGAAAACGAAAAUAAUUAUUCAUGGCUAUACUCAUAACGGUCACCGACAAUGGCUUCAAAACAUGGCCAGAGCAUUUUUAAAAAAGGAAGACAUGAACGUAAUCAUUGUUGACUGGGGACAUGGAGCAGUACCACCAUACACUGAAGCUGCUGCUAAUACAAGGGUUGUAGGGGCACAGGUCGCUAAACUAAUUAGUGUAAUGGUGGCGGAAGAUCAGUCUGGAAUGGAUACAUUCCAUUUGAUUGGUCAUAGCUUAGGUGCACAUGUUGCAGGUUAUGCUGGUGAAAGGUUGACACACUUGCCAAGAAUUUCAGCUCUUGACCCAGCGGACCCUUACUUUCAAGGAACAGAUAGCAAAGUCAGACUGGAUCCAACUGACGCUGACUUUGUUGAUGUUAUUCAUACAGAUGGUUCCAACAUUUUAAGUCUGGGAAUGGGAGCAGCUCAAGCAAUGGGACACGUAGAUUUUUAUCCGAACGGCGGUUCUGAUCAGCCUGGUUGUCCUGCUGGGCUUCUUUCCAAGAUUACUCAAACAGUUUGGAAUUCUGUCUCGCAACUGGAUCUUUUGGCCGGUGAAGGUUCUGUGGCUUGUAGUCAUGAAAGGUCGUAUAUCUAUUAUACUGAAUCUAUUCUCUCUACCUGUCCAUUUAUGGGAUAUCCGUGUACUAGUAAAGACGAAUUUGCCAAGGGUCAUUGUUUGUAUUGUGAUGGCGGUUGUUCUUACAUGGGAUAUAAUGCUGAUAAGUCAACUUCUCGUGGAAGUAUGUAUCUAAGUACACAAGGUGCACCACCAUACUGCAACUAUCAUUACCAACUGAAUAUAACAGCAAAUAACAGUAUGGACGGGAAAUUGACAGUUGUUCUACAAGGAACAAAAGGAAACACAGAUGCUAUUUCAUUGACGCCAAAAGAAGACGUACUUUCACAUGGCAAUACAAUGACUAAAUUUUUUACAAUUAACAAGGAUAUUGGAAAUGUCACUGCUGUAGCUUUAAGAUAUGAUAAAACAGCAAACCUUUUGCUUGGAUGGGCUUAUCCAAAUGCAUGGUCACUCAUGGGAUUGUCCUUGCUAGAAGCUGAAAAACACCGCAUGGACCAGUUUUGUGCCUAUGGUAAAAGUGUUCAAAAUCAUGGAGCAACGUCAAUGGGGUUAAUGGGAACAUGUUAAAAUCACCAUAAAUAAAACGUCUAGAAGUUACUCAUGUUACUGACAAUAAAUUUUCUUUAGGUCCAAAUAUAUCAUGUUUAUUUUCA